UUUCGGACUGCCACCUCCUCCAGGCCGCUGACGGUGAUCAGCUGACCUGUCAAAAUAUUACGCAGCGUGUGCUGUGGUGUUGUGUUUGUUUGCGUCGCUUAACGACACGCCGAAGAUAUGGCAGCCAAAAUGGAGCUCGCACCCCUCAGACCGUGGGACGACUUUUUCCCCGGGACGGACCGAUUCGGCAAGCCCGAUUUCGGAGACUUAGCAAAGUGGAACAACAGAGUGAUCAGCAAUCUGAUGUACUACCAGACGAAUUACUUCGCCGUGGCUAUGGUGGUUUUCCUCAUUGUAGGGUUCAUGAAUCCAUUUGGCAUGUUCCUGGGUGGAGCUGUGGUGGCACUGGUCUUUGCAGGAUCAGUCUGGGCAGGAGAAAAUAAGGCCACUAUCAAGAACUUCAAAAGGAAGAACCCCACUCUGUUUGUCAUUGGUGUCAUGGUCACCAGCUACUUUCUGCUUUCACUCUGUGGUGGAGUCAUGGUCUUCAUCUUUGGAAUCACCUUUCCUUUGCUCUUAAUCUUGAUCCAUGCCUCUUUGAGACUUCGCAACAUGAAAAACAGGCUGGAGAACAAGAUUGAAGGUGUUGGGCUAAAGAAGACCCCCAUGGGCAUCAUCAUGGAUCUCCUGGACCAACAAGAGGAGAAAAUUAAUAAGAUUCAGGAUUUCAUUGAAAACAAACUGAAGGAGUAAGAGUGCAGCCAAGAGUGUGCCAAAAGAAAUCAGUGUCAUACAGUAUGGAUUAAAGUUUCUGUAGAAUUGUCUGAUAAGUUCCAGUUUAAGCCCCUUAUAAUAAUAAUAAAGUUACAGAUUUUUUUCCCCCCUCA
Pundamilia nyererei is the source of this 827-nucleotide messenger RNA. RefSeq names its product PRA1 family protein 3-like. Gene Ontology annotation, cellular component: membrane. The coding region runs from base 118 to 693 and encodes 191 amino acids. The transcript is spliced from 3 exons. The record is from RefSeq and is a predicted model, not a curated record. Gene Ontology annotation, biological process: negative regulation of transport. Lineage: Eukaryota; Metazoa; Chordata; Actinopteri; Cichliformes; Cichlidae.